AUGGGCAUUCUCGAGAAGAUCCAGGACAUUGAGAACGAAAUCCGUCGCACGCAAAAGAACAAAGCCACGGAAUACCAUCUUGGUUUGCUCAAGGCCAAGCUGGCCAAGUACCGAGUACAGCUCCUUGAAGGCUCCAAGACCAAAUCAGAAAAGGGAGAAGGUUUCGAUGUUAUGAAAUCAGGAGACGCACGCGUUGUCAUGAUUGGUUUUCCUUCGGUUGGCAAGUCGACACUCUUAAACAAGCUGACAACGACCGAGUCAGUUGCUGCAGCAUACGAAUUUACCACUCUCACAUGUGUCCCUGGCAAGUUUACCUACAAGGGCGCCAACAUUCAAUUGCUCGAUUUGCCUGGUAUCAUUGAAGGGGCUUCUCAGGGCAAGGGUCGUGGUCGACAAGUCAUUGCAGUGGCUAGAACAGCCGAUGUUGUCCUCAUGAUGCUUGACGCCACUAAAUCAUCACGUCAACGUGAAUUGCUGGAAGCUGAAUUGGAAGCUGUUGGUAUCCGGUUGAAUCAGUCUUUCCCCAACGUAUCCUUCAAGAUCAAAAAAGCAGGAGGCAUCAGUUUCAACGCUACUGUCAAAUUGCAUUACUUGGACCAGAAAAUGGUGCAAAACAUUCUUCAUGACUACAAAAUCUUCAAUGCCGAUAUUGUGAUUCGUGAGGACAUUACAGUGGACCAGUUUAUCGAUGUGAUUCUUGGUAAUCGACGCUAUAUCAAAUGUAUCUACUGCUACAACAAGAUAGAUCAAAUCACAAUGGAGGAAUUGGAUCGGUUGGCAAGAGAGCCUAAUACGGUGGUCGUUUCUUGUGAGCAAGAUCUCAACAUGGAUUACCUUGUCGACUCUAUUUGGAAGAAGUUGAAUCUUAUGCGAGUCUAUACUAAAAGGAGGGGUGAGCUUCCCGACUUUGAUGACGGCCUUAUUGUACGCAACGGUGCAACCAUUGAACACGUAUGCCAUGCUAUUCACAGAUCACUGGCACAUAGUUUCCGGUACGCCCUUGUUUGGGGUACGUCUACCAAGCAUAAUCCACAACGAGUCGGUAUCAAUCAUCUAGUACAUGACGAGGAUGUUGUCCAAGUAGUCAAAAAGUAA
Messenger RNA from Lichtheimia ornata, 1095 nucleotides. RefSeq names its product developmentally-regulated GTP-binding protein 2. Gene Ontology annotation, molecular function: GTPase activity; GTP binding. Gene Ontology annotation, biological process: cytoplasmic translation. The transcript is spliced from 7 exons. Gene Ontology annotation, cellular component: cytoplasm. The coding region runs from base 1 to 1095 and encodes 364 amino acids. Lineage: Eukaryota; Fungi; Mucoromycota; Mucoromycetes; Mucorales; Lichtheimiaceae. The record is from RefSeq and is a predicted model, not a curated record.